GGUUAUAGUAAAGUGUUACUGGCAUCAUAUUAUGGCACACUCUGGUGUUUUUGUGACUGUCUCCACUGCUGUUGUAUCUUUUUGUGUCUCCUCUACUGCCCACCACUCCAGUAGUGAAAAUGCACACAAAGACAGACUUUGUGGGUGCUGCCCAAGAACUCUUAGUCGGAAGGCCAGUCUGAAGGACAAGGUGUUUCCCAGUCCUUCCAAAGCCCCCGUGAUUAAGGGGAAAGCCCCCUCUCCGGGGGCAGAAGAUGGCGCUGAAGCCAGCCCGAGCAAAGGCACCAAAAGCUGGAGCAGAGUCCGGGGUGGCGCCUCUCGCCAAAACUCAGAUGUGCUGAUUGAAAUGCAGGAUGAAGACUUUGGACUGAAGAGUUCUCCAGCAAUUGAAGGUUUAAUAAAGGCGAGCCUCCCCGGAGAGGAAAUCGGUGAUGAUAAGAGCUGCCACUGUGAGUUUUUCACCCAGGAAUUACCUCCAGGACUCAAAGUUACUAUUAGGGCUAUUUGCGUCAUGAAGUUCCUGGUGUCAAAGAGGAGGUUCAAGGAGAGUCUGCGGCCUUAUGAUGUGAUGGAUGUGAUUGAGCAGUACUCUGCAGGUCACCUGGACAUGCUGUGUCGCAUUAAGAAUCUGCAGUCCAGGAUAGAUAUGAUUGUGGGGCCCCCUCCCCCAACAACACCGCGCCAUAAGAAGUCCACUGAAGGUCCUAGAGUUGACCAGAUCGUUGGCAAAGGCUCCAAAGUGGAUGGAGAGGGAGUGGAGGACCAGAGCAUGAUGGGACGACUUGUCAAAGUGGAGAAACAGGUUUUCUGCAUGGACAGGAAACUUGAUUUCCUGGUCAAUGUGUAUGUUCAGCGUAUGGGCAUCACUCAUUCAGAAACAGAGGCCUUUUUUAACUCCAAGGAGCCGUACCCAGCACCGCCUUACCACAGCCCGGAGGAGACCAAGGAAGAGAAGGAUGAAGAUGAUGCGACCAAGGUGGAAAAGAAAGCCAACACGUGUUCCGCCGUGGCAGACGUCUCCCUUUCUGAUAGGUCUCUGGAAAAGAAAGAUCCUUUACUUGGUCAGUCCGUGGCACGGUCGGUUGGCACUCCAUCCGGCAGCAACAGCCGCCCCUCCACUUCCUGGCAGCACCAGCUGCAGCACCCCCUCAGCCAGCCUGCCUGGGGCAGCAGCAUGGCCAACACCCCUUCGCCCAUCUUAGCCGCCGGCGACCAGUCACCCACCGUCUUCCGCCUGCCUCCGCCGCCCGCACCGACACAUGACAGGUCAUCCUCGGGUGCAUGUGGGAGCGGCAGGGAGAGCAGCUCUCAGGGCAGGCGACGCCACAGGAGGCACAGGUGUCAGCACGACACCACGGUCGUGGAGAGUGACACCUCCCUCUCCAUCCCGUCUGUUGACCAUGAGGAGCUGGAGCGCUCCUUCAGCGGGUUCAGCAUCUCUCAGGCGAAAGAGGAUUUCUUUGGGCCAUCUUUCUUUGCGGGUUCAGGAGGAGGAGGAGGCGGUGCAGCGGCUGAAGCUGUAGGCGGACGCUCAAUCUGCGCCAGGGUCCGACCGUUCAUAGCCGAAGGGGAGUCGGAUACUGACUCAGACCUGUACGCUCCGUCUCCGCUGUCCUUCACCGGAGAGACGUCCUGUGGUGAGAGGGGCUGGCUUGGAUUGAAGUAGGCCAGAGGAAUACUCUGCUCAGGCUGGAGAUGACACAUCAGUGCCAAGACGAGAUCAUCAGACCUCCUGUCCAACAGGCUUACCAUCCACUAUGAUGAUGUUUUAGACAAUUCUGAGUGGAUUCACAUGAGCGGCCGCACUUUAUGACAAAGGUUAUAUUGCUACAAGUUUUCAGAAGGUUUCAGAUAACCUUCGAAAAAUCAGAGGUCAUGUUUUCUCACUUUUUCUGUUAAUAAUCAAACAUUUCACUAGCACUGAUUACUGACAGUUGCUUCAUAUAUUUUGUGGAAUUUAAAAUAUUGGAUUAACGUUGAGGCCCCAUCAAUACCAACACCGAUUUUUGGUAAAAAGAUAAUGUUCAACUGUGCUGGCAGUACAAAUCCAGAACUGCCACAAAUUUAAAAUUUGAAAUUUCCAUUAGUGCUUUAACUCGAUAGUUGGAGAUUAUUCCAACAUCUUCCUCUAUCCUCUCUAAUAUUUUUUCCUUAUAAACUUCAAGUGGAAUUCUAAACGUUGUAAGACUGAGAGCAAAUGGUAGCCAGUGUCAAGGUUUGAAUUUGGAUGUGUUAAUGUUGAUAUUAUUGCCCCCUACUGGCACAACUGAGGUACUACAGCGUUUUUGACCGGAAUCACAGAUCACAAAUGCUGAUUUUUUUCCCCAUUAGUUUAUAAAAUUACGUGGAAAAGUGAAGACCAGACAUAAGAUUGAUGAACAUUUUAUUAGGUAAAGAGUGAAAUAUAUACCGUUUGCAUUCUGCUGAUAUCUGAAUAUGAUUUAGAUUGUCAAAGAUUUUUAAAAGUUCAUAAUACCACUUUUUAUGUUAAAAACAUUUUGCAUUUGAAAAAAAAUACUGAGAGUUUGUGUAAUGCAAAGUUGUUAGCAUAACGUCCUGUAAACCUCUAUAUCUUUGAAUGACUUGAGGUAUUAUGAUGCCAAACCUGUUGCUAUGGUAAAUGGUUAGAUUCUUGCAGAGUAAAAACAAAUAUGCUUGCUUACAACAUGGUUAAUUCAGCCUGCAGUAAAUAGAAAAAGACAAAGAAGCAACUCCCCUUAAAGUAAUACCAAGUGAUAAAACAGAGUACCUCCUGCAUGGCAUGUUAAACGGUUGAUUUUAGGACUGUUAGAUAGACUAUAAACCAAAGCAGCAGCAGCAGCAAAAAAGUCACUUCAACUACAUUAUUUCCUGUUCUGCAGAGACAAAGGGGUGCAUAAAACAUGAAGUAAAACAUGAUAUGCAUGCACGAGUGGUUUCAAGCUAGAGUUUUUAAUGCUCCUAAAAGGCUUUGCUUGAUUUCCAAUCAUGCAAAUGCUGCUUGAGCUUGCAAAAUUCAAAAACCAACACAACAUUUUUGGGCAUACUUGAGUGCAAUGUUACAUAUAACCAAAAAAGGGGCUGAGUUUGAUGCAGCUUGUAGAUUUUUCUGGGUUUUACACCAAAUACAUCCUUGGAGUUGGAUUGUGUAACUUUACUCAGACAUGAUGGUGGUUAUCCUGAACUGCAUUGAUUUUUCCAGUAAAUUUUCUUUUGCUACUUUGGUUCUGCAACAAAAAAGGAAAUGCAAUAAAGAAGCACACAGUGCAAAUGAGAACCAUCUUUAAACACUCAAAGCCUUAUUUUCAACCGGCUCCAUUUUAUAAAUAAAUCAAUUAUUUCAUUUUUUUAUGUUUUGUAAAAGAGGUGACAGUUGAUCUUCAGUCAGUCUGAUUUAAAAAACAGAUUAAACAUUUUCAUUUCAAUUCAGUUCUAACAUGCAGCAUUUAAUAACAGCUCCUAUUCGUUAGAACCAACCCCCAACAUUUUAACAUUAAUACUCUAACAUAAAAAUCAUAUCAAGAAAUAUCAUUUAUUAGAGACUGUUAGUACAAAAUCCACAUUUUACCAAAAGAAAAAUAAAGACAGAAACCUGCAGGCAUGUUUUUUAAUAGCAAAUGGAUUAAAUCUAAAAGGUUUUGGAGGCCAGAGAACGGGUUCAAGUUCAACACGAUGUAACUGCUACACCAUCAUCUUCUUCAAGAAUAAAACUUUGUACAUUACUGAAAA
This is a messenger RNA of Xiphophorus hellerii (green swordtail), 3708 nucleotides long. RefSeq names its product potassium voltage-gated channel subfamily KQT member 2-like. Gene Ontology annotation, biological process: potassium ion transmembrane transport. The transcript has 9 exons. Gene Ontology annotation, molecular function: voltage-gated potassium channel activity. The coding region runs from base 32 to 1666 and encodes 544 amino acids. Gene Ontology annotation, cellular component: membrane; voltage-gated potassium channel complex. The record is from RefSeq and is a predicted model, not a curated record. NCBI's taxonomy places the organism in Eukaryota, Metazoa, Chordata, Actinopteri, Cyprinodontiformes, Poeciliidae.